Empidonax traillii (willow flycatcher) is the source of this 1675-nucleotide messenger RNA. RefSeq names its product SEC13 homolog, nuclear pore and COPII coat complex component (gene SEC13). Gene Ontology annotation, molecular function: protein binding; structural molecule activity. The record is from RefSeq and is a predicted model, not a curated record. The transcript is spliced from 9 exons. Gene Ontology annotation, cellular component: nuclear pore outer ring; COPII vesicle coat. NCBI's taxonomy places the organism in Eukaryota, Metazoa, Chordata, Aves, Passeriformes, Tyrannidae. The coding region runs from base 21 to 923 and encodes 300 amino acids. Gene Ontology annotation, biological process: protein import into nucleus; positive regulation of TOR signaling; COPII-coated vesicle budding.
AUGAGUGGCACGAUGCACAGAUGGAUUACUAUGGCACGCGCCUGGCCACCUGCUCCUCCGACCGCUCCGUGAAGAUCUUCGACGUCCGGAACGGAGGGCAGAUCCUCAUUGCAGACCUGAGGGGGCAUGAAGGUCCGGUGUGGCAGGUUGCCUGGGCUCAUCCUAUGUAUGGGAAUAUCUUGGCUUCCUGUUCCUAUGACAGGAAGGUUAUUAUCUGGAAGGAAGACAAUGGCACUUGGGAAAAGACCUAUGAAUACACAGGACAUGAUUCCUCAGUGAAUUCUGUCUGCUGGGCACCACAUGACUAUGGACUGAUCCUGGCCUGCGGCAGCUCUGACGGGGCCAUCUCCUUGUUGAGCUACACGGGAGAUGGGCAGUGGGAAAUCAAAAAGAUCAGCAAUGCACACACGAUUGGAUGUAAUGCUGUUAGCUGGGCUCCUGCUGUUGUACCAGGGAGCCUUAUAGAACAACCCUCUGGUCAGAAGCCAAACUACGUCAAAAGAUUUGCAUCAGGGGGCUGCGACAACCUGGUCAAGAUCUGGAAGGAAGAAGACAGUCAGUGGAAAGAGGAGCAGAAGCUGGAGGCUCACAGUGACUGGGUGCGAGACGUGGCCUGGGCUCCAUCCAUAGGUUUGCCAACCAGCACCAUUGCCAGCUGCUCCCAGGAUGGCAGAGUGUUCAUCUGGACGUGUGACGAUGCCUCUGGAAACUCCUGGUCACCAAAGCUUCUGCACAAGUUCAAUGAUGUUGUCUGGCACGUGAGCUGGUCCAUCACUGCCAAUAUCCUUGCGGUGUCUGGAGGAGACAACAAGGUGACGCUGUGGAAGGAGUCGGUGGACGGACUGUGGGCGUGUAUCAGCGACGUGAACAAGGGCCAAGGAGGGGUGUCAGCUGUGACUGAGGGGCAGCAGAACGAGCAGUGAUGCGUGAGGGAGUGCUCCAGCUGCAGCAGGAGAUCCCUGUCCCUGAUUUGCAAUGGUUCUUGAGCUGGAUGAGAACUGAUUUUAUCUAAACUGAAUAUGGGAAACAAUUAUCCAAUUUUAUGAGCACUCUAAAGCUAUUACUGGGAGGCUACAAAAUGUUGAUAAUCAGCCUUAAUUGACAUUCCCUUAAAUUUAAAGAGCAUAGCAAAGUACUGUGCCUGAUACUACUCCUUGACGCUGUAGGAAUUAUACCCUGCUUUUCUGGUUUAAGGAUCGAAUUUGAUUGGAUAUGCACUGGUCAGACUUCAAGCAUUUGGGCAGGAACAGGAGGAGACUGUCAGAGGUGUGAGGUGUGAACUCCUUUGUGCAAAGGGGCAAAUACUCUGUGCCCUCAAAGACCAGAACUUUGUUCCCAGUGAGGGGAAGGGCUGGUGGAGUUCUUGGUUAGCUGGUAGUGUGCUGGCCAGCCCUGUGGUAGCAGCAAAACGGUGCUAAGAUCUUCCUGAAAAUAACAUGCUUGGCUAAGUGGGAGUCUCUGUGCUUUCCUGAAGAUGAAAAGGAGUAGUGGAAUGCAUAUGUCUUCUGCUCUACAAUGGUCUCAAACUUGGUUAUUUUACUAAGAUCAGUAAAUCAAACCAUGGUUUGAAGAUUUUUUUUCCAGCCACAUGUCUGUACUGUACCUCAGGUUUGGGUUUUGGUUCUUUUCCUUUUUUGAGAUACCAACAGAAUAAAGUCCUAUUGGUUAUAGCCUG